Molecule: messenger RNA, 350 nt
Organism: Staurois parvus
Lineage: Eukaryota; Metazoa; Chordata; Amphibia; Anura; Ranidae
Source: the annotation of a GenBank genome assembly
AUGCAGACUGUUUCUACAAACAUUUAUAAAAGAAUGACUCGCUCUCAGGAGCUCAGUGAAUUCAAGUGUGGUAACAUGAUAGGUUGCCACCUGUGCAAUAAGUCCAUCUGUGAAAUUUCCUUGCUACUAAAUAUUCCAUGGUCAACUGUUAGUGGUAUUAUAACAAAUUGGAAACAACAGCAACUCAGCCACGAAGUGAGCGGGGUCAGCCCAUGUUUUAGCGCACAGUGAGCAGAAGUUGCCAACUGUCUUCAGAGUCAAUAGCUAAAGACCCCCAAACUCCAUGUGGCCUUCAGAUUAGCACAACAACAGUGCAUAGAAAGCUUCAUAGAAUGGGUUUCCAUGGCUGA